AUGACGGGCCUCAUUCCCAAAGUGGAUUAUCCGAAAAGAAAGCAGCCGUCCAGAUGUGUGACUGUGUGUCUUGGGUUACUGUGUGCCGUCCUGUUGGCUGGUAACAUUGGACAAUUCGUCUACUAUGAGAUAAUCAUCCAGCGCACAUCAGCUGACCCAACACAGGCCGGUACCAACAUCCAAGGAGGUCAGAGCAGUUAUGAUGCUCUUACUGCAGAGAGAACACAGUUAGAGGCCAGACUCACUAACCUGACUCAAGAAAAACACCAGUGUCAGCAAAGUUACAACAGCCUGACUCAAAAGUAUGAUCAGAUACAGAGCAAUCACAAGAAUCUGACAGCAAGUAAAGACCAGCUACUGACCAAUCAGGGUAACCUGCAAAGUGAAAGAGAAGAGUUACAGAUGUCAAUGAUAAUGCUGAGAGAAAACAGAGAUCAGUUACAGAGCAAUUACACCUCGCUGAAGAGUAACAAGGACCAGUUGCAAAGGAGCUACAACGCACUGAAUGUAAGUAAAACUCAGCUUCAGAUCAGCUACAGUUCUUUGGAGAUAGACAAAGAACAACUGCAAACCAGUUAUAAUACUCUGCAGAAGGAAAAUGACCAACUACAGACCAAUAGCAGUAACUUGCAAAGUGAAAAAGAAGAGUUACAGAUGUCAAUGAUAAUGCUGAGAGAAAACAGAGAUCAGUUACAGAGCAAUUACUCCUCGCUGGAGAGUAACAAGGACCAGUUGCAGAGAAGCUACAAUACAAUGAGUGUUAGUAAAAAUCUCCUUCAGAUCAGCUACAAUUCACUGUGGAGAGACAAAGAACAACUGCAAACCAGUUGCAAUACUCUGAAGAGGGAAAAGAACCAACUACAGACCAAUUACAGCAGUUUGGCUACAGAUAGAGAUCUGUUAGAGAAGAGGAUCAACAAAUUAAAAGGCAGACCCUGUCAGGCAGGCUGGAGGAAGUUCGACAUCAGUUGUUACUUUGUUUCAAAUGCAAAGAAAAAUUGGACGUUAAGCAGACAAGACUGCAUCUCAAAAGGAGGAGAUCUGGUGGUUAUAGACAGCAAGGAGGAACAGGUAUUUCUCAACGGGAUACUGGCAGUACGCCAAAAUGCCUGGAUUGGUCUGACUGACAGUCUUGAAGAAGGGACUUGGAAGUGGGUGGACGGGACCCCAGCCACACAAACGUUCUGGCAGCCCGGGCAACCCAACAGCUUCAAUGGGAACCAGGACUGUGGAGAGAUUGUGCCCAAAUCAACGGGAGUGGGAGAAUGGAACGAUGACGGCUGUUUCUCUGAACAGAUCUGGAUCUGUGAGAGAUAAGACCACGAUGAUUGAAAGUUAUUUACAGUGUGUAGGUUUUUUUAUUGAGCCUACAGUUUAUUUUAUCCAUAAUUAAUUCAUUCUACUUAUUGCAUUCCCUCAUUAUCAUGAACACAGACACUAUAGUAUAUUUAGAAUCAAUGUCUAUACUCACUAGAGCACUAAUUUUGUAUUAAUCCGCAGCUAAAAGAUCC
This is a messenger RNA of Centropristis striata (black sea bass), 1511 nucleotides long. RefSeq names its product C-type lectin domain family 4 member M-like. The record is from RefSeq and is a predicted model, not a curated record. The transcript has 6 exons. Lineage: Eukaryota; Metazoa; Chordata; Actinopteri; Perciformes; Serranidae. Bases 1 to 1317 code for a protein of 438 amino acids.